UGAUUUACUCAUUCGGAACACUUUGGAUUUUUCUUUUAUUCUAAAGAAGAAUCUUCCCGCGAAAUUUAUGAACGAUGUCAUCAGCAAAUAACAUUAGCGACGAUUUUAAAGAGAAAUGUGAAGUCACUGGUGUUAUAAAUGGUAAGCGAGAGAACUAUUUAGAUUGGCCUGAUUAUUUCAUGGCAAUUGCAUUUCUUUCUGCACAAAGAAGCAAAGAUCCUAGAACCCAGGUAGGGGCUUGUAUUGUUAACGAGGAAAAUAAAAUUGUUGGAAUUGGAUAUAAUGGUAUGCCAAUUGGUUGUCAUGACGAUUUAAUGCCAUGGGGACGUGAACAUUCAGAUGUUUUACAAACAAAACAGCUUUAUGUUUGCCAUGCAGAAUUAAAUGCUGUUCUGAACAAGAACUCAUCCGAUGUAAAGAACUGUACAAUAUAUGUGGCUUUGUUCCCAUGUAAUGAGUGUGCUAAAGUUGUUAUACAGUCCGGUAUCAAACAAGUCGUUUACUAUUCAGAUAAAUAUCAUGAAAAACCAGAAUUCAUUGCUUCAAGGAAAAUGAUGGACAUGGCUGGAGUGAAAUACAGACAACAUAUUCCCAAGAAAACGCAGAUUCUAAUAGAUUUCAGUGUGAUUGAAAAUAUGACACAAGAAGUUAAAGACGUACUAAACAAGGAAUCAGAUUAACAUACAUUACUUUAUAUAUUGUGAUCAAAUCAGAAUACAUUGCUUAGCACAUGGACAUUGGAAUAACACAUGUUACAAGAUUGAAUAAAAGACACUUAACAUUACAAUAGAACAAUGGAGUCAUGAAUACUAGUUGGAUUUUCAUUGGUUUAGAAUAAUGAACAGUAGAGACCUGAAUACUAGUUGGAUUUUCAUUGGUAGGGAGAAACAAGGAACUGAGAUACUCUAUACAAUACAAAUCUUAGCAUCUUCCAUAAGACCACAUAACAAAACAGAUGAUUGAAUAGAGAUUUUUCUCGAACUAUUAAAAUUGUUUCCAGGGAAAAUAAAUGAAACCACAAUACUUGAUACCAGGGAUUACAGAUAAUGGCA
Mytilus trossulus (common blue mussel) is the source of this 1052-nucleotide messenger RNA. RefSeq names its product deoxycytidylate deaminase-like. Bases 75 to 680 code for a protein of 201 amino acids. Gene Ontology annotation, molecular function: zinc ion binding; hydrolase activity. Lineage: Eukaryota; Metazoa; Mollusca; Bivalvia; Mytilida; Mytilidae. The transcript is spliced from 5 exons. The record is from RefSeq and is a predicted model, not a curated record.